Messenger RNA from Fonsecaea multimorphosa CBS 102226, 453 nucleotides. RefSeq lists its product as uncharacterized. Lineage: Eukaryota; Fungi; Ascomycota; Eurotiomycetes; Chaetothyriales; Herpotrichiellaceae. The transcript has 2 exons. Bases 1 to 453 code for a protein of 150 amino acids. The record is from RefSeq and is a predicted model, not a curated record.
AUGGGCAGUGUAUCGAGCUACCCAAGCCAAGAUCUGCUCCAAGGGGAUAUGCCUGAGACCAAAAAAGGCGGGCCUUUCGCGGAGAUUGUCGAGUCAGACAUCUUGGUGAACUGCAUUUAUUUGAGCGAGCUGAUCCCGCCCUUUAUCAACAAGGAAUCCCUCUCAUCACCGAAAAAGCAAUCUCCUACACUCCCUGUCCCGGGGUAUGAGAACCCUCCGCUGUGCGUGAUCAGCAUGGACCACCUACCUUCGUUGUUGCCAAGGGAAGAUAGCGAGGCGGUCUCCCAAGCUUUGCUGCCGAAUCUGCUUCAGUUGAAGGAAAGGAAGAAUGCGAGAGAGUGGAAGCAGGCAGAGGAGUCGUUCAAUGAGAAGGUGGGCACAUUGCCAGAAGCUAUGAGGGGUGCCUGGAAGAGAAUCACCGGCACGCAGCCCGAGGUAAAUGGAUCGACGUAG